AAGAAGUAUAGACACAUGGCCCAAAUUGAUAAGAAUGUAAUCAAUACAAAUAGGGGCCUCAAAGUCAUAAUGGAGAGCAAUUCGGAGAAGACACUCGAGAUUUCCAAACUCUCAAUACCCAAGAGCCUUCAAAUCUUGGAUUUUGAUCCCUGGCAAGUGAUAGCUCGCCGAAGCGUGGAUUGGUACAAACACGCCCAAACGCCCAAUAUCGCCCUCAUGAUUUUCGUCAACGCCCAAACUCACGUGUACACGCUCAAUGUGCUCCAUCGAACCUAUGAGGAAGGCCGAAUCAAGGACACGGAUCACUUGGACGAGAUCAUUCAGCGAUUCUUCGAUGGAUCCUGUCCCUGUUACGGGUUCAGGCCAAAUAUGGCUUCUUCUCUCCAAUUUGUGGAGGAUUGUAGAGUGUUGGUGGACACAGCAGAGGUCAUUUGUGACAAAUGCCAAGAGCACACCAUGUUAUUUAAGGAUAACGACGACGAUGACGAUAUCCGUAUUGCUGAUGCUGAAGCUGAAGCCAUUGAGGACGAGGAGGAUCUAAAAGCCGUUGUAGACGAGGAACUAGUCAAAGCCUUGCUUCAAGAUGAUCCAGAAAUCAACCCCCUGUUUCCAGAUACGAAUCCCAAGAGGGUUGGCUAUCUGGCGUGUGAAUCAUCCGAUAAUGAAGUCAAGGAAGAGGACAAUGCUCAAGAGCCACCAGAUAACACGAUUGUGGCUGAAAGUGACCCUGAGUACGAGGUCAAAAGGAAGGAUGAAUCCACGGUUCUGGCUCAACGGUCGUCGCGUCGAGUUCGAAAAAAAGCGGCGGUAAUGUAUGAUUCGUUUUUGGAGGACCCUGAUGACCCCAAAGAUCUAUCUGAUGUCAAGGCCUCAUCGAAGGUGCUGGAACGUAAGGAGGACGAUACCGAGGAUGAAGAAUUUGUACCUGAUCGCUCAGACUCGGAAGGAGACGAGACCGAAGAUCGGAGGAGCCGUAAUAUCUACCUUCCUCGAGGAUACGAAGUGUUGAGCCUUUCCGAGAAUGAGUCCAGAAUUCCUUGUCCACAUUGCAACAUGCUACUGAAGACCGCCAGUUCCCUUAGAUCGCAUUUACGGUUUCACGGUUUUCACAAGGUGGUCAAAGCUCAAACCAAAGCAAGCAAACUCCCCAAACUCUCAUGUUCACAUUGUGAUGCGGAAUUUAGACACCCAAAAGCCAUGACCAAACAUCUCAAGAAUAAGCAUGGCGUGGAAAGUGAAGAUAUCCAACACAUUCGAGAGAAAAAUCAGUGCUGGAUUUGUUCUCAGAUCUUCAAGAAUCGAAAUUUGCUGCAAGUUCAUAAGAAAGAAGAGCAUCUUUUAGGUGAUUGGCAAUGUCUAUUUUGCCACGAAACGCCUCGUCAUGGCCAAGAAGUCAUGGAUCAUUACGAAUCCAACCAUCGCAAGAGUAAUUUCAAGAUCUUUUGCGUCAUCUGCAGUAAAAAGAUAUGUUUCUCUGAAGGCUUCCAAGUGCUGCAGGAUCAUUGGAAAGUCUGCUACCAUAAGCGUAAGAAAGAAAAAACGGCCAUCUAUAAAGAGCGGCAACAGAAGACGGUCAAGGACACGAAAGUGCAACACGUUUGCGACCUGUGCGGAAAAAUUCUUCGCUCAAAGAAGAUUCUACAGGAGCAUCAAAACGAACAUCGUGGGAUCUUCAAAUACCAAUGCCCUGACUGCAACUACAAGUCUGCUUUCCGGCUCAAAUUCAAGUACCAUCGCACGCAUAAACAUCUGUCUGAGGGAACGAAGAUUAGUGACUACGUUCCAUGUGAAUAUUGUGGCAAGAUUGUGAAUAGCGGAUCCUUACACAGUCAUAUUGCCCGAUAUCAUUGCCAACCAACAUUGCCGUGCGAUCAAUGUGAUAAACUGUUCAGCUCACAAGGAUUACUCAAUGGUCACAAGAACACGGUUCAUGGAGAAAAGAUUCCCGUUAAAUGUCAAGUCUGUGGACUAGUCCUGAAAUCUAAAUUCAGUCUUCGUGGUCACAUGGCGACCCAUGCUCCUCCGAAAUUUACCUGCCGUUUUUGCGGAAAAGGUCUGAAAACCCGAUUGUCAUUGGGCAAUCACGAGCGGAUCCACACCAAGGAAAACCCCUACAAAUGUGAUCAAUGCUCCUUUGCGUGUGCCACGGGGGGGAACCUGUUGCUCCAUAAAAAGCGCAAACAUGACUUGCAAAAGAAGUUUUUCCACUCUCGUUUCCAAUUGCCAGAGGAAGCCAAGAAGGAAAAUCUCUGAUUGUUAUGUCAUUUUUUCCUUUCUUUUGGAGCUAGUUCAACCCCUUCAAGAAAAGUGAUCCUGGUUAUUGUGAGGAAAUAAAUGAUUUUCGCAUGCCAA
Molecule: messenger RNA, 2352 nt
Organism: Tigriopus californicus
Lineage: Eukaryota; Metazoa; Arthropoda; Copepoda; Harpacticoida; Harpacticidae
Product: zinc finger protein 599-like
Exons: 3
Coding region: 16-2253 (745 amino acids)
Biological process (GO): regulation of transcription by RNA polymerase II
Cellular component (GO): nucleus
Molecular function (GO): RNA polymerase II transcription regulatory region sequence-specific DNA binding; DNA-binding transcription factor activity, RNA polymerase II-specific
Source: RefSeq, a predicted model, not a curated record